UUCAGCCGCAGACUACGCGUUCACCGGUUUUGCGCGCACACCGCGUUUACCUGUGUGCCCAGCGCUCCCGCACGCGCACGUCCCUGAUAGCGCAGCGCGAUUAAUCCAGUUUGAGAGCUGCCGAGCUGAGAGCGCGGUUGGAGAUGUCCGAGCUGCCCGAGCCGCCCGCAGACAGCAGUAUCACGCUGACAGGCGCGACGAAUGACUACGGCGACGUCCCGCAAUCAGAGGUAGGCGGCGGGAGACGGGAGCCGGCCCUGGCUCAGCCGGAGGCGGCCAGCGAAGCGAUGGCGGCCGCCAGGCAAGGCCUGAUGGAGCAGGCCCGGGAGAGUCCGGGGGCGGCGCCCAGGGGAGCCCGAAUGGCAGAGGUCGCUCGAUUGUUGGCGGAGCCUGCGGAGGAAGAGGGUCCUGAGGGCAGACCCCGGUCUAGGCCCGGGAACGGGCCAGGCUUGAAUGCGUUGCCCUAUCUCCGCCUCCGUCACCCACUUGGCAUUCUAGGAAUUAAUUACCAGCAGUUCCUCCGCCACUAUCUGGAACACUACCCCAUAGCUCCGGGCAGAAUACAGGAGCUGGAAGGACGCCGCAGGAGGUUUGUGGAAGCCUGCAGAGCAAGGGAAGCGGCGUUUGAUGCCGAAUAUCAGCGGAAUCCUCAGAGGAUGGAUUUUGAUGUUUUAACGUUUACUGUAGGUCUGACUGCAUCUGAAAUUAUCAAUCCACUCAUAGAAGAACUUGGUUGUGAUAAGUAUAUCAGUAGAGAAUAGCUGAAACUGCUUCAAGAAGAACCAGUGCAUUCAAAAUGUGUUAGACCAAUCCUGUAACUUGAUUUUUAAAAAGUCAGAGUAUGGGAGAAUAAGGCAUGGCACCGCUUAAAAGGAAACUUCUCAUGAAAAGCAUCAGACAAGAAAACAUUUCCUUGAAAAUGUCCUUUGGAUUUGUGAUUGUUCCAGAUUCUUUUCCCUGCAUCGUGGAAAAUGCCUUUCAAAACUGCUUCAUAAAACUGAGACUUGAUGAGGAAGAGCUGCCACGAAUAGAGCCCAUGAUGGUGAAAGAAGUUAUCAAAUAGCCAUGGUAGGAAUAUGAGUUCCGGCUGAGUCAUUAGGACAGGAAGGUCACGAGGGAACUUGAAAUGGUCAGAAUAUGUGCUUCCUUCAUAUCAGAUUCAAUAGCUGUGAGUGUAAGAUUGAUGGUGUUUUCUGAGGCAUUUCAAAUGGCAAGCAAAGUCAAUACUGUAUAUAUUACAUGAUAAAUUAUAUUCAGGAAUAUCUGAAAUUUCUGGAUUUCUCUUCUCAUUCAGUUUGGUACAUACUCUGUAUGCCCCCAGAAUAUAAAAUGUACAGUGAAAAGUCUUCCAUCCCUCUCCCCCUCCACCAGGGUACCAGCACAAUCCCCAGCUGUAACCACAGUACCUUUUCUUUCUUUUUUUGGUUUUUUUUUUUGUUUUUUUUAGGGCUACACCUGCAGCAUAUGAAGGUUCCCAGGCUAGGGGUCUAAUCGGAGCUGUAGCCUCGGACCUACGCCACAGCUACAGCAAUUCCAAAUCCAGCUGGGUCUAUGACCUACACCACAGCUCACGGCAACACUGGAUCCUUAACCCACUGAGCGAAGCCAGGGCUCGAACCCGCAACCCCAUGGUUACUGGUCAGUUUCAUUAACCUCUGAGCCACGAAGGGAACUCCCACAGUACCUUUCCUGUGUUUACAGUCUCCCUGUAUGUCUACACAAGCAAAUACAAAUCUGGGGGUUUUUUUCAUUUCUUCACAAAAGUUAGCAAAUUAUGUUUAUUGUUUUAUGCAUUGCAUUUUCAGUAAGAGCUUACAAUCCACUACAUUUCCUCAUUCUUUUUUUCUUUUUUCUUUUUUUUUGGCUGCUCCUACAGCAUAUGGAAAUUCCCAGGCUAGGGAUCAAAUCCAAGCCAGAGCUGCAACCUAUGCCACAGUUGUGGCACUGCCAGAUCCUUAACCCACAGCACCCAGCCAGGGAUCGAAACCCAAGCUGCUGCAGUUGGAUUCUUAACCCACUGCACUGCAGCAGGAACUCCCUCCUCAUUCUUUUUUAGAGCUGUAUUUUAUUCAGUCUAUGGUUGUGUUGUAAGUUACUUAACUGGGAACAUAUUGAUGGACAUUUAUGUUUUUUCUCAAUAUUUUCUAUUGGCAAAAAAAAAUUCUGAAAUUAAUCUUUUAUGUAUAUUGCAUGGCAUGUGCACAAAGAGAGUAUUGCUCUGAUUUUCAAUUCACUUUUCAUAUCCUGACAUCUCUGAAUUUGCAUUCUAUCUUACCUUGGGUGGUGUAAUAUAGGUAUUUUCAUAAAAAUAACAGUGCAUCAGCAGCUUCUUAGAUUCUUUAUCGUAUCUGCAGUAUGAAUUUCCAGAAGUGAGAAUUCCUUGCCAAAUGCACCUAUUUGAAAGUUUAUAGUUAUUGCUAAGUUGCCUUCCGUACAUACAUAUUAUACCACUUUCACUCCCACCAGCCGCUGGUGAACGCGGACACGCACUCGUGGCCUCACCAACACAGUAAGUCAUCAGGCGUCUGGAUCUUGCCAAUCUCUAUCAUUGAAAAAUGGUAUAUAUCAGUUUUCAUUUGCUUUUCUCUCAUUAUGAGUAGUUAAACAUCUUUGUUGGAGUCGUAUACAUUCCCUUUUCCAUAAACUAUCUGUUCAUGUCUUUUCUCCAUCUCUCCUGAAUAAUUUUGUCCCUUCCUGUUGACUCUAGCAACUAUAAAUAAAAUGAAAUGAGAUAUGGUAAUAGCUUA
Messenger RNA from Sus scrofa (pig), 2747 nucleotides. Its product is annotated as EP300-interacting inhibitor of differentiation 2. Gene Ontology annotation, biological process: negative regulation of DNA-templated transcription. The record is from RefSeq and is a predicted model, not a curated record. Gene Ontology annotation, molecular function: transcription corepressor activity. NCBI's taxonomy places the organism in Eukaryota, Metazoa, Chordata, Mammalia, Artiodactyla, Suidae. Gene Ontology annotation, cellular component: nucleoplasm.